Motacilla alba alba is the source of this 4383-nucleotide messenger RNA. RefSeq names its product basic salivary proline-rich protein 2-like. Lineage: Eukaryota; Metazoa; Chordata; Aves; Passeriformes; Motacillidae. The record is from RefSeq and is a predicted model, not a curated record. The transcript has 2 exons. The coding region runs from base 385 to 1548 and encodes 387 amino acids.
AGAGCCCGGCUGCUGUCCCGCCCUGCCUCGGCAGUUCAGGCACGAGCAAGAGCCACAUCAGACUAAUUGGAUCCCAGUUUACCGCAAACAAAGAGAAGGCAGGUGACAUUUACCUAGCGGGGUAAUUGAUAUCCGAGUAAUUUGCUGGAGUAACCUCAUUACACGCCAGCUGGAUUCCCACACCCUCCCAAUCCCACUCAUUACAAACAAGGUUUGUGUGUUAAUCAGAGCGCUUUAAUCACGCUGCUGCCCACCAUCCCUCCGGCAAGUUACAAAGCCACCAAAUUUAUCACAGCCUCUAAACACUCUCCCAGGAAUCGCUGGGGAUUUUAGAGCAGGCAGCGCUGCUCCUCGGGAAAACACCGGAUCCUUGUCCCUGAAGCGAUGCACAGGGCAGAGCCGGCUCGCCUCCCUUCCCGCAGGCAUCCCUCCAUCCCCGGCCCGGCUGAUCGCCUCCGCCUCCUCCUCCCCAGAGCAGGCAGGAGCUGUUCCCUCGCCAGACACGCGGCUCCAGUCACAACAGGAGCCGGGAGCCGCCGGAGCCUCCCCCGCGGGGAGCGCGGCCCCACGAACGGCACGGAGCCCCACGAACGGGACCGAGCCCCGGGCAGCACGGAGCUCUCGGGGCUCAGCCCCACGAACCGAGCCCCGGGCAGCACGGAGCUCUCGCAGCUCUCGGGGCUCAGCCCCACGAACCGAGCCCCGGGCGGCACGGAGCUCUCGGGACUCUCGGGGCUCUCAGCCCCACGAACCGAGCCCCGGGCGGCACGGAGCUCUCGCAGCUCUCGGGGCUCUCAGCCCCACGAACCGAGCCCCGGCUCCGCGCUGCAGCUGCGGGCAGCACGGAGCGGCUGCUCCGCGGGCACGGCGUGCCAGGCAGGCGGUCCAAGCAAAGCAGGAGAAAGCGUGUUCCUAAGGAAACGUCCUGCACCGAGCCCCCGAGGUGGGAACGGGCCCAGAAUCGAUCACGGGCCGCUUCCACAGCCUUGGCUCGUGUUUUUAAAGCUGAUCCGGCUGCCGGGGUGGGGACAAGGCGCUCCCAGCGUGUCCCCACGGAUGGACCCCCCAGCGCAUCUGUGGGUGGCACCCCCGAGAGCAGGAACCCCCUGCACCUCUGCUCUGCCCCCUCCGCCUCCAGCCGCAGCUCUGCUCAGCAGCGAUGGCUCCUUGGCCACCAAAAUUCCACCCCCAGCGGCCCAAGAGGGCGAGGGAGCACCUUCCAGCCCCCAGCAGCAGAGAUCUGCUGCCCCCCGGCUUUGCUCCUUGCUUCGGGCUGAGCCCUGCACAGGCUGCUCCAUCACCCUAACGACACAGCUCAUAAUCAUCUCAUUUGCUAUUAAUUUGCUUGUCAAGAGAAAUUCCACUCAUUUGCUUUUAAUUAAUGGGGCCUUAAAGCCGGGGGGGGGCUGGGCUGGCGGGGCUCUGGUGAGAGGAUCAGGGAGGAUCAAACACCAACAACGGCAGGAGCAGUUGGGGGGAGAACUAUUUAUAGGACAAAAGGAAGGGCAAAAUAAAAAAAUAAGGACAAAAGGACAAAAAAAAAAUUAAAAAAAGGAACCAAAAGCCCUGCAAGGGAGCCAUGACGUUCCCCAGCUCCCUCUGCACACCCGGGCCCUGCCCAGCAGCCACCACAUCCAAGAGGCCUCAGCUGCCACGGGAGGGAGGAGCAGCGCUAAAAACGCCCAUUUAGAGCCCGAAGGUGGGGAACGUUCCGAGAUCCAGGGGCCACAGCUGCCCCACAAACACCAAAGGCUCCGGGAACGGGGGCAGGGAGGGGCUCAGCUGCCGGCCCAGCUCCACGCCCAGCGACAGCACCCAGACCUGGUUUGGGGAAGCAGGAGGGAAACAGCCCCUCCUGAACCCAGCCAGCCAAGCCGAAGGGAAGAGGAACGAGACGGGGGCAGGGAGGGGGGAAAUCCCAGCGAGACACGUCCCCCGUCCUCGGCAGGAGCGUCCCAAAAUACAAACCCUGAGUCACCAGAGCUCAGACUGCACAGGCAGCACCUACACUGCCACCAGCUCCAGACACGGAGGUGGGAGCUCAUCCCACCCAGCCUCAGGCACCUGGCACGGAGCUGCUCAGCCAGACCUCCCGAGAGCCCACAGAACAGACUCGCAGCCUAAAGCAGCUCCUCUGCCUCCACGGCACCGAGACAAACAGGGCAGGAGCAGGGAUCCUCCUUCCUGCUCUCCAGGUGCCCAAAUACAACAGGGGGAGCAGCUCCAGAGAACCUGCGGCAGAGCCGUUCAGCCCCGGGAGUCAGGAACCCAACCCCAAAGCAGCUCUGGCCCAGUUUGUCACCAGGAGCCCUCCCUGGGCAGCCACAACCCUGCCCCAGCCCCGCAGCUCAUUCCCCAGCAGCACAGGGGGUGACCAAGCCCUGAGACUCCUCCAGAGACUCCCAGCCAGUGCCAGGGGGAAAUGGUGAGAGAAAACCCUCCUGGUGACAACGGGAGGAUUUACAACCAGUCAGCAAUAACUGUUCUCUGAUUCCCAGCAACUUCACACCCAGAAAAGCCAAUUUCCAGCAAACAGAGAGUUAAAGAGACAAGCCAUGGAUGAGUUUUUCUCCAAGGACACUCAAGCUCCAGUCUCUGAGUUUCUGUUAAGAGGUUUCAAGCAUUACAAAGCGAUUUUCCCUUCCCAGGGUUAUAAACCAAUUAGAUAAAGACCAAGUUAAUCCCUUAUUGUGUCCAAAGAGCCACAAGCAGACACCAAACACAGAGAUUAGUCCCUUCCUUUAGGAAGGACUAAACCACCACGUUUGGGCAGCUGGGAGAGCAUCGUGCGGCCCAGGCAAAGCCCAAGGCAAGCACAGAGCCCCUGGGCUGCACGGGGCUGCCAGGACACUGCAGCUCCAGCCCCCUCCCCAAGCUCCCCAGGUCCACCCAGAGACCCCCGAGUCACCGGGGCGUGGGAGAGGAGCUCAGAGCCUCACGCAGAGGGAAGCAGGACAGCGAUGCAGAGCUGGUUUUAUGCUGGUUUGGUUUUUUUUUUCACCUGAUUUUCCCUCACCCCCCGGGCAGAGGCAGCUGGGGGGGGGCUGAGGACAGCAGGGUCCUCUGCAGUGUCCCCAGGCCUGGAUCCCCCACAGGCUGAGCACACGGACCCUCCAUGGAUCAAAACACCCAGAUCCCAGCAGGAGCACCCAGCCACAGACCCUGAGCAGCCACAGCCUCACCUUCUGCCUGAGCUGGGCUCAAUUCCUCGAGCUUCCACCCAAAUGCCAGCUCUGGCUGCAGAGCCUCCCCUGAGCAGCCCACCCCAAAGCUCUCCUUGUCAAACACCAACCAGAAGCACAAAAAGUCACCAACAGACCAGGGAUUAAAGGCACAGCAUUAAACAUGAAAGCCAGACACUCCCUGGGGAAGGAGAAGCCUCAGCCCCACCCAGUGAAGGGUCCCCUGCUCUGCCAGGGCCAUCCUGCAGCUGCUGCUCCCCCAGAGCCCCCUCCAGCCCAGCCCAGCCAAACCUGGAGCCUCGUUCAGCACACCCGGGGUCAGUCUGCAGUGGCAGUGGUGUCACCCAGAAUUUGGAAGGAGCCAGGGGUGGCCCUGUGACCUCCCAGCACAGGCCGAAUCAGAAACCCAGAUGGUUUCCCUGGAGUUCUGCCCAGGAGCUCGAGGAAGGAGCUGCCCCCUGCCCGCCCUGUCACUCGUGCCUGAAUUUGUGACAGGCUUUAGCAGACUGUCCCCACGGCCAGAGAAGGCGCUGGUUUGUGUGGAGUGAGGAAUGAGCUGAUCCCUGCUGGCUGUGGCUCUGUCCCACCCUGCUCCCUCAGGCCGUGGCAGAGCAGGGUCCGUGUCCGUGCAGGGAGGGGACACGGCUGUCCCUGUGUCCCCUGUCCCCUGGCACAGCCAGGCACGAGCCAGGGCUCCCUCUGCCCCUGGCCUGGAGCAGCCCUGGACCAGAGGAGCAGCUUCCUCUGCUCAGACAAAGCCUGCUGUGACCCCUGAGGGGUCCCGGGAGAGGCGGCUCCUGUGCAGGGCUGGGAGCUGCAGCUGCUGCACCUUUGGCUGCUAAAACCCGCAGCAAAGGCUUUUCAGGGCAGUGCCCUGCCAGUGCCUGGCCCCAGCACCGCCAGGACCAGCCCCAGGCCUGCCCCGACGGCCCCAGGGGAGCAGGGUUUGGCACUUCCUCCCGUGCCCCACCCCAGACCCCAACAGCAGAGGCACAACAGGCUGGGCAGUGUCCUCCCACCCAGAGCAGCUCCAAGACAGGAAAGAACACGAGUUGUACAACAGAUUUAUGCAAAAUUGAGGUUAAACAGCCCACAGGGGCCUGACCUGAGCAGCCCUCCCCACCCCCAGGAAAGCAUCCUUCUUCCUCUUCAGGCUGGCAUCUCACACAGCCACAGCAGACCUCCCAGAGCACCUUCUGCU